AUGGUUUCCCAAUCCAACGAUCUACAAGAUGAAGAUGAAUGGCUUGCUGACAGUGGAGCCAAUACUCACGUCACUAUUGACUUGGAGAAUCUAACUCUGCAGCAACCAUAUCAAGGUGAUGAGACAGUAGCAAUAGAUGAUCGAAAUCUUAACGACAACAACAAGAAGCUCAAAGAAUUGGGAGAGUUGUCGGUGGAGAGGCUGUUUGAGAACCAAGAGGUGCCGUCGUGGAGGAAGGAGCUGACGGUGAGAGCCUUCGUGGUGAGCUUCAUGCUGAGCAUACUUUUCAGAUUCAUAGUGAUGAAGCUCAACCUCACCACCGGGAUCAUUCCUUCGCUCAACGUCUCCGCCGGUCUAUUGGGGUUCUUCUUCGUGAAGACAUGGACCAAAUUGCUUCGGAAGUCCGGCUUGUUGAAGCAGCCCUUCACCAGGCAGGAAAACACUGUCAUCCAGACCUGUGUUGUCGCCUCCUCCGGCAUCGCCUUCAGUGGUAUGUGA
Molecule: messenger RNA, 498 nt
Organism: Corylus avellana
Lineage: Eukaryota; Viridiplantae; Streptophyta; Magnoliopsida; Fagales; Betulaceae
Source: RefSeq, a predicted model, not a curated record